AUGCCUUUCUUCUUGGGUGAUGGCAGUGAAUGCAUGGCUAUGGGCAAUAAGAUUCCUGGCUGGGCCAGUAUGGGUGCACUCUUUAGGAUUGUCUUGUAGUCUGCAGAGCAGGUCUGUCUCAGGAAGCCUGUAUAAAGAGGGAGAUGUGAUCAUUGGAGGUUUAUUUGCCAUUCACGCUAAAGCCCCAGAACCUGAUUAUAUAUUCAGAGAAAAAGUACCAGCAGGCCAUUGUUAUGGUCUUAACCCACGAUUAUACCACUGGCUAAAGACAAUGGUCUUCACAGUGGAGGAAAUAAACCGGGACCCAUACCUGUUGUCCAAUUUUACACUGGGCUACUUGGCUGCAGACACUUGUCUGAAUGAGGCUGGUGCUCUGAAUGCUGCACUGUUGUUAGUGACUGGAAAAGAGGAGGUAGUGUCUGGAGAGUGUACCAGGGCUCCCACUGUGCCUGUCAUAAUUGGCGAUUCUCUUUCAGCUUCUUCAAUCGUGCUGGCUGAUACACUAGGUGUUUUUGGCAUCCCCAUGGUCAGCUACUAUGCUUCCUGUGCAUGUCUUAGUGACCGCAAAAGGUUCCCCACUUUCAUGCGCACUAUUCCUAGCAAUGCCUUCCAGGCUAAAGUGGUUGCCCGCCUGCUGCAUCUGAUGGGCUGGUCCUGGGUGGGGGUUAUCUACGGAGAUGAUGCCUAUGGGGAAAGCAGCGUGCAGUUGUUGAUGAAUGAAGUGCAGGGUUCAGACGUGUGCAUGGCAUACAAGGAGAUUAUCCCCAAAACAUACACAGUAAGCAAGCUUGGACAAAUUGUAGAGAAAAUCCAGAGCUCCAAGGCUCAGGUGGUGGUGAUCUUUGCCAUUCCUGCAGAAGUACAAGCGUUGCUAAAAGAAGCAUUUAGGAGGAAUGUCACAGAUAAACAGUGGAUUGCCCCUACAGCCUGGAGCACUGCAGGCGCCUUUACUGCAUGGAGCGGCAUCUCGUUAGUGGGCACUAUUGGAAUAGCGUUACGAAGCGUUGAGCUCCAAGGUCUAAGAUCCUAUUUGACUAAUCUCAGCACAGAGCAUUACCCAACAGAGAAGCUGGAACAGAACAUCUGGGAGGAGGCAUUUGGUUGCAAAUUUGUCACAGAUAGCCAAUCAGGACUUUUAAAACCACAGUGCUCAAACUUGAAAAUUCAAGUUCAGACAGUUGAGUUUGACGGCAUGUAUAAUGUUUAUAAGGCUGUGUAUGCUGUUGCACAUGCUAUUCAAGACAUGUUGAACUGUGAGCCAGGCAAAGGACCAUUCAAGAAUGGAGAGUGUCCUGAGAUAAAACCAAUAAUACCUGAACAGCUUCUGCACUACCUAAAGGCAGUAAACUUUACAACAACAACAGGUGAACAGGUCUAUUUUGAUGACAAUGGGGAUCCAGCUGGUUCAUAUGACAUUGUUAACUGGCAAAUAGGGCCUGGAGGAAAAGUGGACAUUGUCAAUGUUGGCAGUUUUGAUUCAUCAAGAGGACCAGAUCAAGACUUGCAACUGGACAUCCAGAAUGUAGUCUGGGGAGGAGGCUGGGGCAAAAAGGUGCCGGUGUCUGUGUGCAGUGAGAGCUGUCCCCCGGGUACCAGAAAGGCUGUGCAGGAUGGAAAGCCGAUCUGCUGCUUUGACUGUAUUCACUGUGCAGCAGGGGAGAUCAGUAAUACUACUGGCUCCACAGAGUGUAUAAAGUGUCCACGCCGGUUCUGGUCCAACACUGAUCGGACAGAAUGCAUCCCAAUGACAGUGGAGUUUCUGUCCUUUCAGGAUGACAUGGGCAUCAUCCUCGCUGCACUGUCUGUUGCUGGGGCAGCACUUACUGGAACAGUCCUCACUGCCUUCUUCCGUCAUCGAGAUACACCCCUGGUCCGCGCCAAUAACUCAGAGCUGAGCUUUCUGCUGCUGCUCUCACUCAAACUCUGCUUCCUGUGUGCUCUGGCUUUCAUUGGCCGUCCAGCUCCUUGGUCCUGCAUGCUGCGUCAUACUCUGUUUGGGAUCAGUUUUGUGGUGUGUCUGGCCUGUGUGCUCAGUAAGACCGUGGUGGUUCUGGUUGCAUUCAGAGCAACUCUGCCUGGAUCAAACUUAAUGAAGUACUUUGGUCCUCUUCAGCAGAGAGCAGGUAUCUUCUUCUGUACGAUGGUGCAGGUGGGGAUCUGUGUGCUGUGGCUGGCACUGGCACCACCUCUACCCACAGAAACUGCAGGAGGUGAGCUUGGAGCUCGGGUGGUAGAGCUCUGUGCGGUGGGCUCUGUGGUGGGCUUCUCCCUGGUUCUGGGCUACAUCGGAUUGCUGGCUUCCGUCUGCUUUCUGCUGGCCUUUUUUGCUCGGAAGCUUCCAGAUACUUUCAAUGAGGCCAAAUUCAUCACCUUCAGCAUGCUGAUCUUCUGUGCUGUGUGGAUCACCUUUGUUCCAGCAUACGUCAGCUCUCCGGGGAAGUACACUGUGGCUGUGGAGGUCUUUGCCAUCUUGGCCUCAAGUUACGGCCUUCUACUGUGCAUCUUUGCCCCAAAGUGUUAUAUUAUCUUAUUUAGGCCAGAGAGGAAUUCUAAAAAGAGUGUGAUGGCCAAAUAGUAAACAUAGUGUUUCCUCUCUGCGUACUUUCUGUUACAAAAGAAAAAAGGUCUAUUAAGACUAAUCAUUUUUGCUGCAUAAUUACGUUCCUUUAGUGCAAGGACGCUCAGUUCUAGUCCUAGAGGGGUACCACCUGCAGAGUUCAUAUCCAAUCAUCCUCAAAAAUUCAGAUGCCACUCCCUGCUUCCAUUCACUUCUCCAUUUGAUUUGUUUUAGAAUUGGAUGUCUAAAUUGAUGAAGGCUGAAGGAUCACUAGGAUACUCAACCUUGUCAAGAAGUUUUAGUUCUCAUAAUGGUGACAUUUGAACAAAAUGCUUUCUUACUAUAUUCAGUAAAAUAUAAACACAUGUAAAUGUAUUAAAUAUGUAAAUAUAUGUUAAAACACACAAAGAUGUACACAAAGA
Molecule: messenger RNA, 2979 nt
Organism: Astyanax mexicanus (Mexican tetra)
Lineage: Eukaryota; Metazoa; Chordata; Actinopteri; Characiformes; Acestrorhamphidae
Product: extracellular calcium-sensing receptor-like
Exons: 6
Coding region: 20-2575 (851 amino acids)
Biological process (GO): G protein-coupled receptor signaling pathway
Cellular component (GO): membrane
Molecular function (GO): G protein-coupled receptor activity
Source: RefSeq, a predicted model, not a curated record